AUGGUUGUUUCGCGCGGGACAACUCCUGCACGGCACGGCUCUCCUAUGAGAGGCACAACGCCAGGACGUGGAAUGAUUCCAGGUGGGAUGUUGGAGGACAUGAGAUCUACAUCCAAGAACGCGAUGGCUAAUGAAUCCCGUCCCCGACUUCUGGGUGGGAUGACAACGUUCUUGAAUGUUGCAAAAACGAAAGCGAAGUCUACCAAAGGUGCUGUCCAGGUUCCGCAGUCAACUCGCAAGACCCGCCAGAACACGAACAAGCUACCUGGCAAGCCAGACCGUCUAAUCGAGGAGGUCAUGUUCUCAACGCCGAAGAAGAAGACAACUAAAUCCCCGACCCAGAAGAAGACCGAAAAGAAAGUAACGACUCCGAAAGUUAUCAAGCCAAAGGCAAGCAAAGUCACCAAGAAGAAAGCGCCUGCAAAGCCGCUGGCCAAGAACGCGACCGUCAAGAAAGCUGUUACUACUAUUAAAGAACUAAAGGCUGUUGCCGCAAAGGUCUGGAGCGGAGAGACGCUCAGGAAGGAGAAGGAGAAGGAGAAGGAGAAGGAGAAGGAGAAGGAGAAGGAGAAGGAGAAGGAGAAGGAGAAGGAGAAGGAGAAGGAGAAGGAGAAGGAGAAGGAGAAGGAGAAGGAGAAGGAGAAGGAGAAGGAGAAGGAGAAGGAGAAGGAGAAGGAGAAGGAGAAGGAGAAGGAGAAGGAGAAGGAGAAGGAGAAGGAGAAGGAGAAGGAGAAGGAGAAGGAGAAGGAGAAGGAGAAGGAGAAGGAGAAGGAGAAGGAGAAGGAGAAGGAGAAGGAGAAGGAGAAGGAGAAGGAGAAGGAGAAGGAGAAGGAGAAGGAGAAGGAGAAGGAGAAGGAGAAGGAGAAGGAGAAGGAGAAGGAGAAGGAGAAGGAGAAGGAGAAGGAGAAGGAGAAGGAGAAGGAGAAGGAGAAGGAGAAGGAGAAGGAGAAGGAGAAGGAGAAGGAGAAGGAGAAGGAGAAGGAGAAGGAGAAGGAGAAGGAGAAGGAGAAGGAGAAGGAGAAGGAGAAGGAGAAGGAGAAGGAGAAGGAGAAGGAGAAGGAGAAGGAGAAGGAGAAGGAGAAGGAGAAGGAGAAGGAGAAGGAGAAGGAGAAGGAGAAGGAGAAGGAGAAGGAGAAGGAGAAGGAGAAGGAGAAGGAGAAGGAGAAGGAGAAGGAGAAGGAGAAGGAGAAGGAGAAGGAGAAGGAGAAGGAGAAGGAGAAGGAGAAGGAGAAGGAGAAGGAGAAGGAGAAGGAGAAGGAGAAGGAGAAGGAAGGGAAGAAGUCAAGAGAGGGAAAGGGAAAGGAAAAGGAAAAGGAAAGGGAAAAGGAAAGGGAAAAGGAAGGCCGAAGACGGGCGCUGGUGUUCAGAAGACGGCGCCCAAGAAGAUAA
This is a messenger RNA of Endocarpon pusillum Z07020, 1389 nucleotides long. RefSeq lists its product as uncharacterized. The transcript is spliced from 3 exons. The coding region runs from base 1 to 1389 and encodes 462 amino acids. The record is from RefSeq and is a predicted model, not a curated record. Lineage: Eukaryota; Fungi; Ascomycota; Eurotiomycetes; Verrucariales; Verrucariaceae.